This is a messenger RNA of Pungitius pungitius (ninespine stickleback), 2671 nucleotides long. RefSeq names its product threonyl-tRNA synthetase 1 (gene tars1). The record is from RefSeq and is a predicted model, not a curated record. The transcript has 19 exons. The coding region runs from base 107 to 2281 and encodes 724 amino acids. Gene Ontology annotation, molecular function: ATP binding; threonine-tRNA ligase activity. Gene Ontology annotation, biological process: threonyl-tRNA aminoacylation. NCBI's taxonomy places the organism in Eukaryota, Metazoa, Chordata, Actinopteri, Perciformes, Gasterosteidae. Gene Ontology annotation, cellular component: cytoplasm.
AUCAGAAUCGUAACAUCCGGGUGACGUCAUCAUCCCUUACCCGGUAACUCCUCUUACCGGACUUUACUAAAUUCCUCUCUUAACGCGAGGUAACUUUUUUCUAAUUAUGGCCGACCAAACUGUCGUGGAGAAAAUGAGCGAAUUGAAGGUGGGCGAGAAAAAGAAGGGGGGACCUGAGAGUGCCAAAGAUGGAGGAAAGAAGAAGGCUAAAGGUGCUGCAGGGGAGUCUGCAGGCCGAGCUGAGCUCACGCCAGCCCCCCAGUACAUCGAUGAGCGUCUUUCUCUGUACGCUAAGCUGAAAGCGGAGCACGAAGCGCUGAUGGCAGAGAGGGCUGCAGAGAACAGCCGAGCCAUCAAGGUGACUCUGCCCGACGGAAAGGUGGUGGAUGCCGAGUCCUGGAAGACCACGCCGUACCAGGUGGCCUGUGGAAUCAGUCAAGGCCUUGCUGACAACACGGUGAUUGCUAAGGUGAACGGCGUUGUGUGGGACUUGGACCGACCGCUGGAGGACGCCUGCAGCCUUCAGUUGCUCAAGUUUGAUGAUGAGGAGGCUCAAGCUGUUUACUGGCAUUCCAGCGCCCACAUCUUGGGUGAAGCCAUGGAGAGGGUGUACGGCGGCUGCCUCUGCUACGGACCCCCGAUCGAGAGCGGCUUCUACUACGACAUGUUCCUGGAGAACAGCGAGGGCGUAUCGAGCAAUGACUUCCCGGGUUUGGAGACCCUCUGCAAGAAGAUCAUCAAGGAGAAGCAGCCAUUUGAGAGGUUGGAGAUAAAGAAGGAAACUCUGCUGGAAAUGUUCAAGUACAACAAGUUCAAGUGCCGCAUUCUCAAUGAGAAGGUCACCACCCCCACCACCACCGUUUACAGGUGUGGCCCUUUGAUUGACUUGUGUCGCGGGCCCCAUGUGAGACAUACAGGAAAGAUCAAAGCGCUGAAGAUCCACAAGAAUUCGUCUACAUACUGGGAGGGUAAGGCGGACAUGGAAACCCUCCAGAGGAUCUACGGAAUCUCCUUCCCCGACCCCAAGAUGCUCAAAGACUGGGAGAAGUUUCAGGAGGAGGCCAAGAACAGAGAUCACCGCAAACUGGGCAGGGAGCAGGACCUGUUCUUCUUCCAUGACCUGAGUCCGGGGAGCUGCUUCUUCCUGCCUAAGGGGGCCUUCAUCUACAACACCCUGAUCGAGUUCAUCAGAAGUGAGUACAGGAGGAGGGGUUUCCAGGAGGUGGUGACGCCCAACAUCUACAACAGCAAGCUGUGGCAGACCUCCGGCCACUGGCAGCACUACAGCGACAACAUGUUCUCCUUCGAGGCCGAGAAGGAGACCUUCGCCCUCAAACCCAUGAACUGCCCGGGACACUGCCUGAUGUUCGAUCACCGGCCUCGCUCCUGGAGAGAGUUGCCCAUUCGCAUGGCCGACUUCGGCGUGCUGCACAGGAACGAGCUGUCAGGAGCCCUGACUGGCCUCACGCGGGUCCGCCGCUUCCAGCAGGACGACGCUCACAUCUUCUGCACCAUGGACCAGAUUGAGGAGGAGAUCAAGGGCUGCCUGGACUUCCUACGCACCGUGUACGAGGUCUUCGGGUUCACGUUCAAACUCAACCUCUCCACCCGGCCAGAGAAGUUCCUGGGGGACCCGGCCGUCUGGGAGCAAGCAGAGAAGCAACUGGAGAACAGCUUGAACGACUUUGGGGAGAAAUGGGUGCUGAACCCGGGCGACGGAGCGUUCUACGGGCCGAAGAUCGACAUCCAGAUCAAGGACGCCAUCGGCCGCUACCACCAGUGUGCCACCAUCCAGCUGGACUUCCAGCUUCCGAUCCGCUUCAACCUCUCCUUCGUCAGCCAAGACGGCGAGGACAAGAAGCGUCCGGUGAUCAUCCACAGAGCCAUCCUGGGAUCGGUCGAGAGGAUGAUCGCCAUUCUGACGGAGAACUACGGAGGCAAAUGGCCGCUGUGGCUCUCUCCCCGUCAGGUGAUGGUGGUUCCCGUGGGACCGACCUGUGAAGAAUACGCUCAGAAGGUCAAACAGGAGUUCCACAACAAGGGCUUCAUGAGUGAUGUGGAUCUGGACCCCGGCUGCACGCUGAACAAGAAGAUCAGAAACGCACAGUUGGCGCAGUACAACUUCAUCCUGGUGGUUGGGGAGAAGGAGAAGACCAGCAACACUGUGAACGUGCGCACCCGGGACAACAAAGUGCACGGCGAGCGCACCGUGGAGGAGUGCGCCGAGCGACUCCAGCACCUCAAGACCUGCAGGAGCCUCAAUGCUGAGGAGGACUUCUGAUCUCUGUCUCUCUGUCUGUCAGCUCGUUCUUCUCUCAACAAUAUAUCGACUGUGGUAACUACCUGGGCCAUGUGGUCAAAAUCUGUUUUUGACUGAACUACUUUUCACAUUGCGGCCUAGUCUCUCCUUUUUGUCCUCUUGGAAAUCACAUUAUUUUACAUUUAAUAAUUUCUUCUGGUGUCUUCCUUGAGUUGCUGUGUUUUUGGUCUGUAUUCUUCUGCUUACAGACAAAUGCAGCCCCGAUGAUUGGGUCUUUGAACAGAGAAUGGAUGAGCUGAUUUAAAACACUGGGAAAUGAAUUUGUUACGCUGUCUUAACAGUUUGUAUCAAUCACUUUCUUCAGGGAAUUGUACGAGUUACAAUUUUGAUAAUAAAAUGGUUUAUUCUUAA